This is a messenger RNA of Saprolegnia diclina VS20, 1417 nucleotides long. RefSeq lists its product as hypothetical. The record is from RefSeq and is a predicted model, not a curated record. Gene Ontology annotation, molecular function: cysteine-type endopeptidase activity. The transcript has a single exon. The coding region runs from base 62 to 1417 and encodes 451 amino acids. Lineage: Eukaryota; Oomycota; Saprolegniomycetes; Saprolegniales; Saprolegniaceae. Gene Ontology annotation, cellular component: lysosome.
CCGCAUCAGCGACCAUAUCUCGCUUCAUUUUCACAUUGGCUUUGCCUCGACCACAUCUCCCAUGAAGCUCAUCUUCCUCACCGCCCUCCUCGCCACCGCGUCGUCGGUCGUCGCGCUCCGAAUGUCGGACACAGACCGCGCCGCGCUCGCCAAGGAACUCGAGCAGUGGAAGUCGAGCCAUGCGGGCAAGUCGGCCGAGUCGCUCGGUCUUCUUCCGUCCCAGAACACGGAAGAGGCGCUGACCGAAGAAGCCAAGCUCGAGGACGAGCUCACGCGCUUUGCCAACGCCAAGGAGGUCGUCGCCGACCUCAACAAGAAGCACCCGGGCGCCAUCUUUGACUACAACAACCAGUUUGCCCUUCUCAACGCACACGAGUUCCAGGCGUACGUCAAGGGCUCGUUCAACAAGGAGCAGGCGCGCCGCGUUCUGCGCGCCGAGCGCGAAGAGACCACGCUCACGCAGUCCCAGAUCGAGGCCGCCGACAAAGACUGGACGACGAGCAAGUGCAUGCCGCCGGUCAAGAACCAGGGCAGCUGCGGCAGCUGCUGGGCCUUUGCCACCGCCGGCGCUUCGGCCAUGGGCCACUGCAUCGUCACGGGCAAGCUCCUCGACCUCUCGGAGCAGCAGCUUGUGAGCUGCGCCAAGAGCGCAGGCCAGGGUUGCCAGGGCGGCUGGCCCAACAAGGCGCUCGACUACAUCUCGUCGACCGGUCUCUGCUCGGCCAAGGACUACCCGUACACGACCAGCGACAGCGCCUGCAAGUCGUCGUGCUCCAAGACCAAGCUCAGCAUCGGCAAGACCGUCGACAUUCGCGGCGAGAGCGCGAUCCAGAAGGCGCUCGACACGCAGCCGAUCUCAGUCACGGUCGAGGCUGGCAACGACGUCUGGCAACAUUACAAGAGCGGCGUCGUGCAGAGCUGCCCGGGUGCGCAGUCGGACCACGCGGUCAUUGCCGUCGGGUACGGCACCAAGGACGGUCAACAGUAUUUCAAGAUCCGCAACUCGUGGGGCGCCAACUGGGGCGAAGCUGGGUACAUGUACCUCAAGCGCGGCGGCGGCGGCAAGGGCAUGUGCAACGUCGCGGACGGCGGGUCGUACCCGACGUUGAGCGGGAAGCCAGCGAACAACCCGACCGACAGUCCCAGCGACGAGCCGAGUGACUACCCCAGCGACGAGCCCAGUGAUUCGCCCACGGACGAGCCUAGCGACAGCCCCACGGACGAGCCCAGCGACAGCCCCACGGACGAGCCCAGCGAUGCACCAACCGAGUACCCGUCCGACGACGGCUCGAUGACGGACAUGCCGACCGAGUACCCGACAGACGCGCCGACGACGCGCCCGCACACCAAGCACCCGCGCACCAAGCACCCGAAGAAGCCGCACACCAAGAAGCCGUGCCCGGGCGCGUCCAACUAA